Motacilla alba alba is the source of this 2418-nucleotide messenger RNA. RefSeq names its product WD repeat and FYVE domain containing 2 (gene WDFY2). The record is from RefSeq and is a predicted model, not a curated record. The coding region runs from base 137 to 1339 and encodes 400 amino acids. The transcript has 12 exons. Gene Ontology annotation, molecular function: metal ion binding; protein binding. NCBI's taxonomy places the organism in Eukaryota, Metazoa, Chordata, Aves, Passeriformes, Motacillidae.
CCGCACUGUCCCUGCUUCCCAGGGAGCGCCCGGCUCCGGCAAGUCCCUCCUCCGCCUCGGCAGUGCGGGCCGCCUCCUUCCCUCCCUCUCUCGGCCGUAGCCUCCUCCGGCGGCAGCGGCGGUGCCCGCCGGCCCCAUGGCGGCGGAGCCUCAACCCAAGGCGCUGACUCGCAAGCCCCUCCUGCUCAACAAAGUGGAGGGCUCGCAGGAGGUGGUGAACAUGGCAGCGAUAGUGCCCAAGGAGGACGGGGUCAUCAGCGUCUCGGAAGACAGAACAGUUCGAGUCUGGCUGAAGAGAGACAGUGGGCAGUACUGGCCCAGUAUAUACCAUGCUAUGCCAUCUCCAUGUUCAUGCAUGUCUUUUAACCCGGAAACCAGAAGGCUGUCCAUAGGUCUAGACAAUGGUACAAUCUCAGAAUUCAUUUUAUCAGAAGAUUACAACAAGAUGACACUAGUGAAAAGUUACCAGGCUCAUCAGAGCAGGGUCAUCAUGAUUCUGUUUGUCCUGGAGAUGGAGUGGGUGUUGAGCACCGGACAAGACAAACACUUCACGUGGCACUGUUCGGAGAGCGGCCAGCGGCUGGGGGGGUACCGCACCAGCGCGGGCGCCUGCGGCCUGCAAUUUGAUGUGGAAACCCGGCAUGUGUUUGUUGGUGACCAUUCUGGGCAAGUGACCAUCCUCAAACUAGAGCAAGAGUCCUGCAGCCUUGUCACCACAUUUAAGGGACACACAGGUGGAGUCACUGCUCUCUGCUGGGACCCAAUACAGCGAGUUUUAUUCUCAGGCAGUUCUGAUCAUUCCAUUAUAAUGUGGGAUAUUGGAGGAAGAAAAGGAACAGCCAUCGAGCUGCAAGGACAUAAUGAUAAAGUUCAGUCUCUCUCCUAUGCUCACCACACCCGGCAGCUCAUCUCCUGUGGUGCAGACGGGGGAAUCGUCGUCUGGAACAUGGAUGUUGAGAGGCAGGAGACCCCGGAGUGGCUGGAUAGUGACUCUUGUCAAAAAUGUGACCAGCCUUUCUUCUGGAACUUCAAGCAAAUGUGGGACAGUAAGAAAAUAGGCCUCAGGCAGCAUCACUGCCGGAAGUGCGGGAAAGCCGUGUGCGGGAAAUGCAGCUCCAAGCGCUCCUCCAUCCCGCUGAUGGGCUUCGAGUUUGAAGUCAGGGUCUGCGACAGCUGCCACGAGUCCAUAACGGAUGAGGAGAGGGCACCGACAGCUACUUUCCAUGACAGUAAGCACAACAUUGUUCAUGUACACUUCGAUGCCACCAGGGGAUGGCUGCUGACCUCGGGGACAGACAAGGUUAUUAAGUUGUGGGAUAUGACACCAGUAGUGUCUUGAUGUUACAUCAGUGGAACUUGAAAGGUGAUAUUUACAGAAGAAAUGGAUUUCCUAACCCUAAUUAUACUGCAGAAGAUAGAUAACACUGGGCACAUACGGCAGAUGAGAAAGGAACUAAUGUGUUUACAACAACUUUAUGUCCUCUGCUUGAUCCAGGCUGAACAUUUGCACGAAGACUCUUUCCACUUCUCAAAAUAUUCAAGAAGGUAUUUUUUUAACUAACGGUUUGUACGAUCUGACUUUGGUUGUCUUGAGUUUGUUUGGAAAAAUCUGUGUGCAGUGCAAUUUUUAGUUUUUAUAUUUCAGUAUGUCAAGAUACUUGCUGCUUUGUACAGAGGGUUCUUGGGUUGUGUCUUCCUCUGUGAGUUUUUGGUGUCAACAGACUGUGUAAGGCAAUUGGCUCUCCCUGCAGCCAGUACCUGUUGGUUUGGGAUAUUUCUGCUGACCAUGCUCUCUCCAGAGGAGGAAAUCCAGGCACGGUCUCUGGAUGCAUCACCAAGGAGCUGAUGGACUAUUGCAAUUCCUAAAAGGGCUCUACCAUCUACUUGUCCUAGUGGGCAUCAUCCGGAGAGCAUUCAUUGGUCUGUAUAAUCUUCCUGCCUCUCCUUUUGCUGCACAAGUCGCAGAACGAGGGGUCAGGUUAUUCAGCAACUGAUUUCUACAGAAAACUGAAAUAGUUUUCCAGCUCAGAGCAUUAUAUGGAGCACACAGACUUGUUUGAGGUUGAUGAUGCUGAUAGUCUGAUUCAAAGGAAAUUAUUGGCAACAGGAACUUUUGGGAGUGUGUGCAUGGAGGGGGGCAGAUCUAAAACUGGUCUAGAUCUGAAAAGUCUGGUUUAUCUCUACCUCUACCUCUACCUUGCACAGCAACAUUUCAGCAUUUAUACCUGUCUGUGUUGUUGAAGAUUAAUUUUGUUCUUCCUGUUUUCCAUAUGGUUAGUCAUAUUUAUUUUUUUAAAUGCUGAUGGUUUUUAUUAAUUUUCUCUAUAGACCCAGAAGUGAUAUUGCUGAAUGAUGCCCAUUGUCCUGUUGUCAUACUUUACAGUUUCUCUUAAAAAAUAAACAAUAUUUAAAAACCUG